Molecule: messenger RNA, 2583 nt
Organism: Paramecium tetraurelia
Lineage: Eukaryota; Ciliophora; Oligohymenophorea; Peniculida; Parameciidae
Exons: 4
Source: RefSeq, a predicted model, not a curated record
AUGCAGGAAAUUUAAUAAAAGAGAGAUGUGUAUAAUGAGGGAUGGUCUGAUAGAGAAUUAGAAGAUAAAUUAAAAUUUUCGACAAAGAUAACAUUGUUGGCAUUAAUUUUAGCUAUAAUCUUGAUAAUAGUGGCAAUUAUCUUUUUCAACAAAUAUUCGCUGACUAUAAUGAUGUUACUCUUGCUUUCAGGAAUUGCUUCGGUUGUUUUAAGUGGAGUAAUAGUGUAUUGGUUCAACACGAGUAAAAUCACUGAGGAAUCAUAGUCUUAGUUGCAAUAAAGAAAAUUUUAUAUAGAUACAAGAAUUUCAGCAGUCGUAUUUUUGGGUUCAUUCAUCAAUAUUUUAUACAAUAUUAUUUUGCUAGUGUUCAUAGUAUUUUGGUACAGGAUAGGACAAGACUACUAUUAGGCUGAACAUUCAGUAGACACCAGUAUUGCAUACAUGAGUGAUUAUAAGAUUGGAGUGAUUUUGGGAUUUCCUAUAUUGAUAUUGAUUAGUUUAAUAUGGAUGUAUGUGGCAUUCACUAGUUAUAUUACAAUACCUCAAAAGUCAUAAUUGAGACUAUGCAUUUACGUGUUUGCAUUAUCAACCAUUCUAAUAGCAUCCUUAGCUUUGAAUCAAGCAAACCAAGCAUCAGCUGAUUUAUCAACACCCUACUCCCCAAUAUUAGUGACAAGUGUCUUUUCGCUGUUCAAAACAUUGUCUGUGCUCUCCUUGAUUACAGCUGCAUUCGCAUUCCUAAUUACUUUUAUCUAUAGAAAUAGUCUAUUUGAGACAAUUGGCUAUGCUAAUCUGAUAUUGAUAUUUUUAAUCACUGCUUGUUCAUUUUACAUCAUAAGAUAAAGCGAAUAAAUGAGAUCAGCCUACAUAAAUCAAUGUGGGUAGGAGAUGCGCAAUACUCAUUAAGAUUGGAUAAAGGAGAACGCAAGUUGUAACAAAUAUUAAGAACAAAACAAUUGUGAUCCCUAGUAUUAAUCCAUAUUCUGGGAGAAGGAUAGUAGCUAAUAGUGUUUAAAUAUAUCAUGUUGUAAAGCAUUUUCCGAUUCAAUGUCUAAGAACAUUUUUUAUACAGGCUUCUUCUCAUUAUUGCUAGUAAUAAGUGGGUUUGCCUUAUCUACAGCUUUACUAUAGGUGGAUACAAGUUUGAAGGGAGCGCAGAUACCAAAUAGAAAAGAAGAUUGGACAUUUGUAUUAAUUGGAUUAGUGGUGCUUGUAUUUUCGAUUUUACUGAUCUUUGGAUCUGCAACAACUCCUAAUUAAAAAGACAUCAUAAUCGUUGCAAAUCAAUAAGUAAUCAAAGCCAAUAAGAAUCCUUUGGUCUAUCCAACAGGUAUAGAGAAUGUCACUGGAUGUGAACCAUUUAUGGAUGUAUAUAAAAAACAGAAUAACAAUAAAGAAUUGGAAUUAAAUGAAGAUUCACGAUUGACUAUCUUAGCGCCAUAGAUGUAAUUAGUGGUUACAGAGUACGUGAAUUCAGCCAAAGUAUCUUAUAUUCCAAAGGAAAUGAUAAAAAAUGUAUUUUACACUUCUGCUGGUAGCAAUGAUGGGAUAUUUGGAGUAGAAGGAGAUAAAGGGGAAAUAAAAAAGAUAUUAUCUAAUCAUAUUCAGAUCUGCAGUGAGGGUAAUAAAAAGUAAUUGACAGUGGAUAUAUUUGCAUUGUAGAGUAGUAGAUUAUUAUGGCAAAAGCAUAAAGUACAUGCAGUAGAAGAUAAAUCAUUUAAUCAGGAAGCGAAAUAGUACAUUAGUAAGAACUUGAAGUUUACUAAUUUACAGAUCAAUAUUGUUGAUAUAUAAUCUGGAUUAGAAUUGGACGAUGUUAUUUUGUAUUUUUUUAAGAAUGAGGAUGAUUGUGGUAAAAUUAAGCCAAUACCUUAACGAAUAAUCACUGUAAAUCAGAAUAGUGUGUUAUACAAUAUGGUUGUCAGAGAUUACUACUUCGGGGCUGAAAAGAAAGGAUAUUAUCUAUAUUGCAAUAAAUUUAAGAACUCAGAAACUACUAAAAGCUUGGAUGUCACAAUGAUUCCUAGAAACACAAUCAAAGGGCAAUUGACAGUUACCUUGGAAGUACCUAAGCAUGAUAAGUUCAAUGUGUUAUUAGGCGCAGCUUAUCCAGAAUGCGUUGUUGGUUUUUUCAAUGAGAAUUGUGGGGGUAUGCAAUUUUAUGGAAGCAAAACUGCUUAAUCAAUUCAAAUUAAUCAACUGGCAGACAGGAAGUAUACUUUUUUUGUAAAAUUUGAUCCAAUAGACUCGAAAUUGAAAGAACUCAAUAACAAAAAGUCUCAAGGGUUGAAGAUUGAUUCUUCUUUGAUUGAGAACGAUCCUAUUUUCAAGGAGAUGAAACCUGUUGUCACUCUUUAUGGUUAUGAAUAGGAGAGACCCAUAAUCAGAUAUUAAUUGCCAUAAGUAAGUAAUUUGAAUAAAGAACCUAAUUUAACUUGGUUGGUGUUGUGUUUGGAUGGAGGGAUUGGAGAUAUUUCUUAAAAGUCCUGUGGGUAAUUUUGGAGGUAUUCUGAGAAUCCGAAUAAGUAUGAGAGAGAUGAAAAUUCAAAGGAGAUUUACCCACAGGUUUGCAAUAAAUUAUGA